Molecule: messenger RNA, 786 nt
Organism: Mya arenaria
Lineage: Eukaryota; Metazoa; Mollusca; Bivalvia; Myida; Myidae
Exons: 1
Coding region: 1-786 (261 amino acids)
Source: RefSeq, a predicted model, not a curated record
AUGAAUGAGGCACCAGCGAAUGACUGGUCGGAGUCAGGUAGAACAAGCAGCGAUGAUAUAAACGUCCGAAGCAAUGACGCCAUGGACAUGGACGAACUAAAGCGCGAACUCUGUGAAAUGAACCGGAAGUUUGAGGUUGUGGCGUUCCACUUAAAGUUCACAAAAGCAGAGCACAGUGAAGUUUUGGCCCAAAAAGAGGCAAGAAUUAAGCAGCUAGAGCGGGACCUGGCGGCCAGUGCGCCGGAAGUGGUCGAAGAUGAGAUGGACACCUUGCGAAUCAAGAUAGGUCACCUAAAGAAAAAUGUCGGCAAUCUUGAGAAAGAACGAGAUAUACUGUUCCAUGCAUCCAAACGGAAACAGAGCGAGAUACAAGCAUUGAAUGCACAGAUAGAGACAUUGAACGCUGAGUUGAUUGUAGCACGUGCAUUGUUGGAUAAAAAAGACCCUGAGAUUAAUUCACAUGUUCAAGACAAGGCGACACUUAUGCGACGAUUAGAGGAAAAUACCAAACAGACAGCGGAAUCAAAUACAAAUAUGGCGACGAUUCAAAAGCAGUUGAAGCUGCAACAUAGUAAUGAUAGUAUGUAUGUUCGGAGAGAAAUCCAGGCGGCAGACCAGACGAAGGCCGGGCGCAUGGACCGACGGCUCCAGGAGGCGGUCGGACCAGAAACAAAGGAGCAGAAGCAGAUUGUGUUUAACGGCGAGGGGGUGGGAGCGGCCAAGUCGCGCGAUAGCCGGAACCUGACUAAGCCCCGGUUAUCCGGUAUACAGAAAAAGCGCCCGUGA